UGGCGUCGAUGAUGCUGCCAUCCUGGUGCCAGCCGUCGAUAGACCGGGGCUCGCUCAGCGCCACCGACACCCAGAUGCUGGGCAUGGUCGUGUUCGGCUUCGGUCGCUUCCAGAGGUUCAUGCUGCUGUGCGCGCAGAUCACCGUGUUUGCGUCCUUCUCACAGAGCUUCGCCGCAACCGGCGACCUCAUCCCCGUAGACCAUUGGUGCCACCAGGGCAGCGAGUACGCCAACUUGAGCGCCGACGCCUGGAAGGAGCUGUACCUGCCCCGAAGACCGGGUGGCCGAGGAUACGACAGCUGCCACCGCUACGAGGCGCCACUUGCGGCGCCGGCGUCCGCUGCCACUGAGGACCCCGACGCGGGAAACUCGACGCGGGCGGUGGUCGCCUGCGACGCGUGGGACUACGACACGAGCCACACGGGAUCCACCGUGCUGGUCUACUGGGACAUCGUGUGCGACCGCGCCUGGUACGGGUACCUGAUUCAGGUGGCGUUCAUGUUCGGCGGAGCGCUGUCUGUCCCAUUUGCAGGGCCUGGCGUCCAACCGCUGGGGCCGCCGGCCUGUCAUGUGGUUCUCGGUGUGCGCUCUCCUGUGCGCAUGCGGCGCCACCUGUCUGGCGCCCACGCUGAUGGCGUUCGUGGUUCUGCGAUUCGUCGCCUCGGCGGCCGUCAGCGUGCUGGAGGUGGUGUCUUUCGUGCUGCUCUUCGAGUCGACUCCCACGGGUCCCCGAGAGCCCUUCUGCGCUCUCGCCAUCUGCUGGCCCUCGGUCCUGGCGCCCGUGUUCGUGGCGACGGUCGCGUACGCGGCGUUCAGCUGGCGCGUGAUCCACGCGAGUCUCGUGGUUCCUGCACUGUUCCUGGUCUGGACGGUAUACGUGACCGAAGAGUCUCCGCACUGGCUCAUCGUCAACCACCGCUUCCGCGAGGCCCGCCGUGUGGCUCUGUGGGCCGCCGUGCUGAACGACGAAGAUCCCGACAUCGUGAUCGAGCGACUGGAGAAGGUCAAAGAGAUGCUAGCAUCCUCCCCGACAGCGGUAAGCUUGGCGGAUUCGGACGGAGUAGGUGCUGCCAACGCUGUUCGCAAAGCGGAACACGCCACCGGCAUGUGCAAGGCGGCGACGCAUUCGAGCUACUUCCGGUCGCGCGCCAUGCUGGCCCACUGCUUCGUAGUGUUCGGCUGCUGGUUCAUGGUGAACGUGAACUACUACUACCGUAGCCUG
Molecule: messenger RNA, 1221 nt
Organism: Dermacentor silvarum
Lineage: Eukaryota; Metazoa; Arthropoda; Arachnida; Ixodida; Ixodidae
Exons: 3
Coding region: 9-1217 (402 amino acids)
Source: RefSeq, a predicted model, not a curated record